This is a messenger RNA of Neohortaea acidophila, 1971 nucleotides long. Its product is annotated as Not1 N-terminal domain, CCR4-Not complex component-domain-containing protein. NCBI's taxonomy places the organism in Eukaryota, Fungi, Ascomycota, Dothideomycetes, Mycosphaerellales, Teratosphaeriaceae. Gene Ontology annotation, cellular component: nucleus; P-body; CCR4-NOT core complex. The coding region runs from base 1 to 1971 and encodes 656 amino acids. The transcript has 2 exons. The record is from RefSeq and is a predicted model, not a curated record. Gene Ontology annotation, biological process: nuclear-transcribed mRNA poly(A) tail shortening; regulation of DNA-templated transcription.
AUGGCGGCACGGAAACUGCAACAGGAGAUUGACCGAGAGUUCAAGCGGACGGACGAGGGAAUAGAACUCUUCAACUCCAUCCACGACAAGCUGCUCGGCUCGCAGAACCCGUCGCAAAAGGACAAGCAGGAGGACUUGCUUAAGAAGGAGAUCAAGAAGCUGCAGCGGUCGCGGGACAAGAUAAAGUCAUGGGCGGCGUCGAGCGAGAUCAAGGACAAGAAGCCGCUGCUGGAGAAGCGGCGGGCGAUUGAGACGUGCAUGGAGAAGUUCAAGGCGGUCGAGAAGGAGAUGAAGACCAAACAGUACUCCAAAGAAGGCCUGUCCGCCGCGGCCAAACUGGAUCCGAAGGAGAAGGAGAAGAUGGAGGUGGGAGAUUUCCUGACGGACAUGGUGGACAAGCUCGGUCAGCAGAUUGAGGCGCUGGAAGCCGAGUCGGAGGUGCUGCAAGCGGGCAUGAAGAAGAAGAAGUCGGAUGGUGGCAAGGCGGACCGGGUGGGCGAGUUGGAAAAGGCCAUGGAGCGGCAUAAAUGGAACAUCAGCAAGCUCGAGAUUCUCGCACGCGCUCUUGAGAAUGGAGGCGUCGAGGUAGAGCAGGUGAAGGACAUUGAAGAAUCCAUCCGGUACUACGUCGAGCAGAACCAGGAGGUCGACUUUGUGGAAGACGAGGCCCUCUACGAUGAUCUGAAUCUGGAGGAGGAAGAGGAUUACUAUGGACUGAACAAAGACGAUGACAGAGAUGGCAGCCAGGACGCCCUGAGCACGCAGGAUGAGCCGCCGGAGAACGACGGUCCGCACCGUACGAGCAGUAACAGCGCAAAGGCGAAAUCGACAUCUGUCUCGGAAGGUUCUGGCCCGGCGCGAAGAUCAAGUGUCCAGAUGAAAUCACCGCUUCCGGCCCUGUCAACAUUACAUUCCAGUCUACCCAGCGGGAGCCUCAGCGGCAAGCCCGUGGAGUCAAUGAAGCCAGCACCUCUCCCCACCAUUCCUACUGGCCAAACGUUGAAGUAUGCUUCGGCGGCCGCGGCGGCAGCAGCGAGCGAUAAGAGUGGUAUAGGUAUUGCGCCGUUACCACCACCUCCGGGAGCGUCAAAGACGAGCGAAACCAGCUCGCCCGCAGUAUCCGCAGCGCAGCCGGUAAGCGUGGCUCCCUCACCCUCGCAAGCACCACCUCCUCAACCAGCAAAGGCGGUCGAAGCCGCAAAGCAGCCUUCUCCCGCACCAGCAAUAGCGAAAGAGGUGCCAAAAGCGCCCGAACCCGCCGUUUCGCAACCUUCAAGAACGUCUUCAAUCAAGCCGUCUCCACAGAUCGCGCAAGCACAGCCAGCCGCAGUACCAGAGUCGAGCAGCACUUCCAGCUCAACACGCGCACCGGAAGGCAGCACCGCAGCAUCGUCGCUCGCCAACGGCGAAGCACCCCAACAACAGCUUCCCGCGCCAUCAGAAGAAGAGGAGGAAUCCAUCUAUCACCUCCCCUCCUCGCUCGCAGACCUCCUCGACUCCUUCGAAGAAACCGCCGCGCGCUCCACCACCAGCAACCCCUUCACCGACGCCGUGCCCCUCCUCAACACCUCGCGCCUCACAGCGCCCACCCCCCUCGACGCCGAGAAACCCGCGCACUACCAACCCACCACCCGCUAUCCCUACACGCUGCCCUCCUACCCGCAGGAACCGCUCGGCAUCUUCGACGACCCGCGCCUGUACGGCCGCAUCGACACCGACUCCCUCUUCUACGCCUUCUACUACCAGCAAGGCACGUACAAGCAGUUCCUCGCGGCGAAGGCGCUCAAGAGCCAGAGCUGGCGCUUCCACAAGCAGUACCAGACAUGGUUCCAGCGGCACGAGGAGCCGAAGAAUAUUACGGAGGAGUUUGAGCAGGGGACGUAUCGCUUCUUUGACUAUGAGAGCACAUGGAUGAACCGACGGAAAGGCGACUUCAAGUUUGCGUACAAGUUUCUGGAAGAUGACUUGUAG